This is a messenger RNA of Aphis gossypii (cotton aphid), 525 nucleotides long. RefSeq lists its product as uncharacterized. The record is from RefSeq and is a predicted model, not a curated record. Bases 1 to 435 code for a protein of 144 amino acids. The transcript has 4 exons. NCBI's taxonomy places the organism in Eukaryota, Metazoa, Arthropoda, Insecta, Hemiptera, Aphididae.
AUGGCGUGUAGUAUAGAAGUCUGUGAUUCUAUACCAGCUUCCUUAGACAACUCGACAGAAACAGUAAUACCUUUUGACAUUUCUAAUAUAUCACCAGUAUAUGUACAUUCAAUUAUAAAUAAAAGGUUUUUUGAAACUGCUAGCACUUCAUUACCAACAAGUCCAUUACCAUCUUCUAGAAAAAGAUUUUUAUGUUCUAGUAGAAUUGAUGAUUUAGAUGAUGAUUAUUUCUCAAUAUCGAGACGCAGAAAAAGAAAUUUAUCUGUGAUUAAAAAUUCUGUUAAGAACCUAAGACGCAAAAAUAAACUUUUAAGACAAAAAAAUGGACUCUUAGAAAAAAAAGUCAGUUCUCUUCUGGAUAUAAUUAAAGAUCUUAAGAAUAAAUGCAUGAUUUCAGAAAAUGCAGCUUUUAACUUAGAAGUAUGUUGUAUAUAAUAGGCAAUUCAAAUAUUUUGAUUUUCAUAAAAAUGUUAUUUUAUGUGUUAGUUUUAUUAAAUUUUUUAUAUUCAUAAUUGAUGGUGCAAA